Centruroides sculpturatus (bark scorpion) is the source of this 821-nucleotide messenger RNA. Its product is annotated as cytochrome b5-like. Gene Ontology annotation, cellular component: intracellular membrane-bounded organelle; membrane. Lineage: Eukaryota; Metazoa; Arthropoda; Arachnida; Scorpiones; Buthidae. Gene Ontology annotation, molecular function: heme binding. The transcript is spliced from 4 exons. The record is from RefSeq and is a predicted model, not a curated record. Bases 303 to 662 code for a protein of 119 amino acids.
CGUUUGCCCGUUGCUAACUCCCCGAUAAAGCAUUGUUUGUUUACGGGUCGUUAUCCCCUUCGGUAAACAAGGAGUCCUCCUGAAGGUCCAGAUUAUUUUCGGUAACGAACAACACUUAAAAAACAGAAGCGGAGAUAUACCAGGAAUUCGUUCGCUUCCUGUCUCUUCGGCCGUAAUCACGCCAUACUGAUAUGACGUCACGCAGGAAGCGAUAGCUGCGUAACGUAAUCGGCGAGUAUAUAAACCGAGGCGAUCGUAACUUUAUUGUAUCACUCUGGCAGCGCUCGUUUCAAACAAAAGUCAUGUUACAAUUGGAGAUCGGAGAGGGACGACCGAACGAGGGAUGCGAAAAGACCGAUCUGGACGUCACCCCCGGAUUUUACCGCCUGGCCGACGUGGCGACGCACUGCGAACCGGACGAUUGCUGGGUAAUCGUGGGGCACAAGGUGUAUGACGUCACUUCAUUCUUGUCGGAGCAUCCCGGAGGAUACGAGAUAAUUAUGGAACACGCGGGUCGUGACGCAACUAUUGCAUUUUAUGGAGCGGCACACUGGAAGGAAGCGUUUCGCCAGCUGGACAGGUUUUUGGUGGGUGUUUUAGUAGAGUACGAGCGUCUAAAUUUAUUCGACGAAGACCCCAUGGAGAUGGUUUCCGCCCGAUGAGCGUAUUGCCCAUUUCCCACGGCUCAAGAAACGUGUACAUAACGUGAAAUCUCAUUUUAAUGUGUUGUUGUUAUCUUGGCUCUUUGUACUUUUGUACGACGCGUGUUUACAGAAUCGAUUAUUUUUAUAUAGAAAUCAAUAAAGUAUAUUAUUCAUUCA